Eremothecium sinecaudum is the source of this 900-nucleotide messenger RNA. Its product is annotated as HBR368Wp. Bases 1 to 900 code for a protein of 299 amino acids. Gene Ontology annotation, cellular component: nucleus. Lineage: Eukaryota; Fungi; Ascomycota; Saccharomycetes; Saccharomycetales; Saccharomycetaceae. Gene Ontology annotation, biological process: positive regulation of transcription by RNA polymerase II; mitotic cell cycle. The record is from RefSeq and is a predicted model, not a curated record. Gene Ontology annotation, molecular function: DNA-binding transcription factor activity, RNA polymerase II-specific; RNA polymerase II cis-regulatory region sequence-specific DNA binding. The transcript has a single exon.
AUGUCUGCAACUCGAAGAAGGGGACCUUGGUCCGUUGAGGAGGAUAAAAUUCUCUUGGAUCUUCUUAAUAAACAUGGGGUUUUCAACUGGGUGAAAAUUAGCUCACUCUUGAAGACCCGCUCUCCGAAACAAUGCCGUGAGCGUUACCAUCAAAAUCUUAAGCCCUCGUUAAACAAAACCCCCAUUUCGGAAGAGGAAGGCGAACUUAUCCAGGAACUCGUCUCCAAGAUAGGCAAGAAGUGGGCCGAAAUAUCCCGUGUUCUUAACAAUGGAAGAUCGGACAACGCGAUCAAAAACUGGUGGAAUGGGGGUUCCAAUAAGCGUAAGCGUGUUGCUAAGAAUGGGUCUCCACGUCCUACGCUCCGUACUCGCCAUCGGUUGUCUACGAUCGUCCCACCUGUACCUGUAACUCCUAUGAUGCGCAGACAGACCCUUCCCUCUCUCCAUAAUCUUGCACAAGUCAGUGCGCUAACCAGUGCACGUGCAUCCAUGGAUGCUGGAUCUUAUGAGCCUAGAAAAGAGAGUGUUCGGCAAUUUGUAUGGUAUUCAGCUCCGGAACUGCCACCUCUUCGGAACGCUUCAGACGCUGUUCCAAGGUUGCCUACCUUGUUACCUCCACAGUACGUCCAGCCACCACCAAGAACCCCACAGGUUGCUCCUUCACUGGCUCGUGUUGAUAAUAGCCCAGACAGAACUAUCAUGAAGUCUGCAGAUGGCGCUUCCCCACGCGAAUCACUUUAUGACGACAAUGAGCGCUCCGCACUAUGUAAGCUAGAUCAUCUCCUAAACAAAGACGCAGGAUCGUCUCAUAAAGCACCAUACGCUGCCAUUUCACACAUCUCGAAUGUGGCAACCAUAUCUGCAAUUAGACAUAAGGGAAACCGUGCCAUUAGUGGUUGA